AUGGCGCCGAUUACAGCUCAGAAUAUGGAAUAUGAUGAUGCACUCUGGGCCAAGUCAGACGAGAUGCUAGAGGCAUGGAAGGACAAAAUUUUCAAGCAGGACGUUUUGCGUGAGGUUGGGCGGUUCAUCGCUGAGCGAAAGGGAGGGCUCCCUGACGAGCUCUUUACUCCUCGGCGAGGCGCAUUCAACCUAUGUUUUCAUAUGGCAUUCAAGAAUGGGAGCGGGGCAAUGCUACGAUUCCCGAUUCCAGGAUCAUCGAUGUUCCCGGAAGAAAAAGUCAAACGCGAAGUCGCUGUUAUGCAGUUCCUAGAGUAUUUCACCUCUUUUCGUGUCCCUCAUGUCUUCCAGCACGGAUGCGCGAAGGACAGUCCGGUGGAACUCGGCCCAUUCAUCCUCAUGGAAUACAUCAACCAUGAGACCAACUUUAUCAAGCCCCUCAAUACGCCCGGUCUUACCGGUGCUGACAGGCCAAUCCUGGACCCGAAUGUCGAGGUUGAAACUCUGGAAAGUAUCUAUGGCCAGAUGGCGGAUGUUAUGCUCCAGAUCGCAAAGCCAACAUUUUCCGGAAUCGGCUGCAUCGACAAGGCAAACCCGGACGACGAAUUCGACGAUACCUGGAUAGCCAAACACCGCCCACUCACCUUCAACAUGAACGAGCUGGUGCAGUUGGGCGGAGUCGCGCCAGACCAGCUCCCGCAGCAUCCCUUUGAAACUGCCUCGUCCUUCUACCAAGCCCUAGCUGAACUGCACAUGGUCCACCUCGCCUCGCAGCGAAACGACGCUAUCGCAUCAGCAGAAGACUGCCGCCAGAAAUAUGUUGCGCGUUGUCUGUUCCGCAAGAUCGCCUGCGAGCAUAAGCUCAGCCCAAACGAUGCCGGGCCCUUCAGGUUAUUUUGUGACGAUUUCAGGCCUGCAAAUGUGCUUGCAGGGAAAGGCAACCAGCUUGCCGCGGUCAUUGACCUGGAGUAUACCUACUCGGCACCGACGGGUUAUGCCUAUGAUCCGCCUUCCUGGUUGCUACUAGAACAACCAGAGUCAUGGGAACCAGGCUUGGACGACUGGGUUGAGAAGUACGAGAAGGUGCUCCCGACUUUCCUGAAGGCGCUGAAAGCAAAGGAAGACGCUGGGAUCGAGCGAGGUGUUCUCAAAGAGGAGCAUCGCUUAUCGCAUCAUAUGUUGAAGAGUUGGGAGAGCGGCGACUUCUGGGUCAACUAUGCCGCCAGAAAGAGCUGGGCGUUUGAUUUGGUUUACUGGGCGAAGAUCGAUAGGAGGUUCUUUGGCGAGGGGGAUAUCGAGGAUCGUCUGAAGCUUCUGACUGAGGAGGAAAGGGCAGCAAUGGAUGGAUUUGUGGAGAUGAAAUUGAAGCAGAAGGAAGAAGGUGGAUUGGGGGACUGGGAUGGUAUACAACAGGCGUUGGAAGAGAUCGAGAAGCAGACUCUAGCGAAUUCCUAG
Messenger RNA from Aspergillus mulundensis, 1452 nucleotides. RefSeq lists its product as uncharacterized. The record is from RefSeq and is a predicted model, not a curated record. The coding region runs from base 1 to 1452 and encodes 483 amino acids. The transcript has a single exon. NCBI's taxonomy places the organism in Eukaryota, Fungi, Ascomycota, Eurotiomycetes, Eurotiales, Aspergillaceae.